Molecule: messenger RNA, 258 nt
Organism: Geodia barretti
Lineage: Eukaryota; Metazoa; Porifera; Demospongiae; Tetractinellida; Geodiidae
Source: the annotation of a GenBank genome assembly
CGCCAUGCAGAUCGGACCAUAUCUUCCCGCACGUUCCGUCAGCGGGUCCGGCGUAUGGUCUCUGAGGAUUCCUGGGACGCAGAGUUUGAUCGCUGCGUCGAACCAACGAAGGUUUCGCAACGACCCCGCGUCCCGUCUUUCCUGCUGAUGACUCCGCACCGGUCGCAUUGUCACCAACCCCUUAUGAUGUCGGGGCGGGUAGUGCCGGAUACUCGGACUUCCCAGCAUAUAGCCAGAUUUUACAACGGCCUUAAGCCA